This is a messenger RNA of Lepisosteus oculatus (spotted gar), 3105 nucleotides long. Lineage: Eukaryota; Metazoa; Chordata; Actinopteri; Semionotiformes; Lepisosteidae. The record is from RefSeq and is a predicted model, not a curated record.
AUAUAUUAAUUUUUUGUUUCAUAUAUAUUGGCUUUUGAUUCACAUAAUGUUAAAAUAAGGAAAUGUUUGUGUGUCAAGACCGCAGCUUACAACAUUAAGCAAAUUGUAUUGUACAAGGUGACAUACAAUAUAAAAGAAAAUAUUGUCUAUAUAGCACUGUACAUUCUUUUUUUACACACUCGAAAAAGGCUCCACAGCCAAAACGUUGUGGUUUCUUUCUUCUCUUUUCAGCAUGGAAUAAACCUAUUACUCGAUCUUUUUUUACCUACAGUGUAUGCCUUUGUCAGCCCAAGCCUUUCAGCCUUAACUGCACUUUCAUCAUUCUUUAAUAUCUAACCCGACGAUUUGUUCACUUUUUAAAGUUCAGUCUUCUCUUUUUUUCCGUUUUUAAUGUUAUUCUGCCUUGGUGGGCAUCUGGGCACAUGGUUUCCUAAGCACCUGGAAGCUUCUCACAAUGGUGUCCUUGUAGCUGGCAUGCUAACAGUACAGUGAAUCUGCUUCCUUCUGUUGGUGUGAGAGAGAUUGUCAUUCAGCCUCACAGUGCAUUCUUAUUCAAUCGGAAUUCAAAGCACAUUGCUCUGAGGCCUUUCAUUAUCCUCUUUUGUACUGUCUCCUUUCAUUCACUUUCAGCACUAAGCAGCACCUAGCAAUUAAUGUGGCAUCUUCAGUCUGAUGACUGUGUCUCAGUGAGGAGCACACAUUCUGUAGUUUAUUCACUUGACACUUGCAGUAUUAUUAAUCAAGAUACUGUAGGUGGUACUGUUACAGAAACUUGAGUGCACCUGUAUACAGUAUAUGAAAUAAAACAAAUUAAAAGACAGCUUCAUUUAGAUAAUGGAUUGGAAGAUGUGUGAAGUUCAAAUAUCCCAGAUGAUACAGUAUGUACGGUUUGGUGAUGUCUCUGGGAUGUAUCUGAGAAUAUGGGAGAGUCAUGUUGUUGGUAAAAAACCUUAAGGUUUUGGUCUAAACAUUAGGGCAAAAUGUCCUAGAUUACAAACGGUCCAUUAUAGCUGAGGAAGUGAAGAAAAGACCGAGAUUCUACAGCUGAGAUCAAAUAAAAAUCAGAGCAUCCCAGAUUUGCUAUCCAUGAAGAAAAAAAUACAGCAAUAGAAAAACAGUACAUGGGACAAUUCAGUUUAAAUAGAAAUGCUUUUUUUCAAAUAAACUUUUAGAGCAUAGCUAUCCAAAUCUGUGUUUAAUUGACCUUUUAAUUGACCUCACAAGCCCAAAAACCACAGAUCCAAGCCACUAAUUACAGCCUUACAGAUGGGAUUAAAUUGUAGGAAACCGCAUGCUGGGGUGCGCUUUCAUACCAUCACUGCGAAUAAUAAAUAUUCCCUUUGCCUGGGUUCUCCUCCAGAAAGACAAGCUGGAACGGCUGGUGCUGAUGCCCCUGUCGAUGCUACAGGCCAUGUUCUCGGCUCCUCAGAAGCUCAUUCAGAAACGGCACGACAAGCUGCUGGACUACUGCAGCCGGCUGGAGAGGGCUGCCUCCGACGAGCUGGGGUGCGCUCGCCGCGACUACGAGGCGCUGAACGCGCAGCUUGUGGAGGAGCUGCAGCGGUUUAACACGGCCGCCAAGAAGAUCUUGUCAAACUCCAUCUACUGCUUCGCUGCUCUCUUUAGGGACCUCAUGGACUCUGCCCGGCAAGCAGCACCACCGAUACAGCUCUUACCGGCUCCUUUGUCGAACCUCAGUGAAGUCCAGAACAGCAUAAUGGAGGAGCUGAACAACCUGGUUUUUGUCAAAGAAAAUGCACAAAAGUUAAUGGAACGAAAAGUGAGCUUUGAGAAAUCCAGGAAAGUUCUGUACGAGACUCCCCGUCAGACUGAAGCUCAGAGGGAAAAGCUUAUUUCCAGCUACCCUGCCGACAGACUGUACCAGCUGAAACGCAACUGCAAUGCAACUCAGGAGCACGAUGUGAGCCUGUUUGAGGGGGAGCUGGUGGCUGUGGAGGAACAGAAAGAUCCACUAGGGAGCACAAGCAGAUGGCUCGUCAACACGGGCAGCACAGUGGGCUAUGUCUACUCCUCCUUUCUGAAGCCAUACAACCCCACCAGGGAGCUCAACGGCAGCAUUCCCGAACAGCAGGAUGACUUUGACAACAUCAGCCUGUUUGUCUCUGGCAGCGGGAGCAACAGCCUUAGGAGCUUCUGUCUGACUGCUGGUGACAGCAGCUCCUCCAUCUCAGGGCUGCAGUCCACAGCUGACCUUGAGGCAGACGGCAUUGAUGACCAGCAGUACUAUGCGGUCUACGCUUUUCAAGCUCGCUGUGAGCAGGAGCUGAGCCUGCAGGAGUACCAGCAUGUGCGGAUCUUGAAGUUCUGCGACCUGAGCGGCAAUAAAGAGUGGUGGCUGGCUGAAGCCAAUGGGCAGAAAGGCUAUGUACCAGCAAACUACCUUGGAAAGAUGUCGUAUGCAUAACAGAUUCUCAUGAACUUUGCCGAGUGCUGCAUUAAUUCAGUCUCUUAUGAGAAUCCCUGCUAUUUUUAUUAUUGUUGUCAACACUGUGAGAUUAUCUUUGUGAAUGAAGUACCAUCUUGCACUAUAAAUGCUGAGCACUUAGUAUUGCCACAUACAGUGUUUUAACGCAAUGAAUGUUAUUCUACCUUAAUUUGUUUAUUAAGUAAAUAUUGUUCUAUCUAUAAUGUAUAUAUACAGAUUUAUAUGCAAAAAUGCUUAUAUGAAAAUAUAUUUUAAACAAUCAUGCAGUGUCAGAGAAUACGUUUCUCUUCUUAGAUGUACGUUCUAUUUAUUUUUUUAUGAGAUGAAUAAAGAUACGCAGCUAUACAAUUGAGAAAUGGUCCAAAGAAAUUAACAUUUUGCUUGUUAUUACUAAUCAUUACCAUUAAUCUGACAGCCUAUGAAGAACAUAUCUUCCACCCUUAGGUUACAAAACAUAUUCAGACAAUUCUUCAAAGGGAACUUCUAUCUAAGCCAAGUUUUAUACUUAUGGCAAGGACAUUGCAUGCUUAUGGAAUAAACAUACUUGAUUAUGAUUCCUCUUCUGAUUUAAUAAUGAUUUUUAAUUUCCUUUCUUCAGUUUGCUCGUUAGCCUUAAUAAACUUUUGGUCUUCAACCAAAAUCCUACAAUUAUCUUUAAA